Molecule: messenger RNA, 3681 nt
Organism: Rattus norvegicus (Norway rat)
Lineage: Eukaryota; Metazoa; Chordata; Mammalia; Rodentia; Muridae
Source: RefSeq, a predicted model, not a curated record
GGGGCCACAAAAGAAACCCGUCACUGUAGAUGACAAUCCUCCACCACAACCCAGAUGUCCUGCAAGCGCCGGCGGCGCGCGGUGAUGACGUCACGAGGUGCGGGCCGGACGUCGUCGUUGAGGGCGUAGUAAAACCAGGUUUGCUUCAGAUCUGGUGGUCGCCCAUCUACCCCUUUCAGAAGGUACACGGUUUUUCUUGGGCUCGUGGUGGAACCAGGUCUGGAAGAUGGACAUCCGAGUGCCAAGUCGGGAUGACAAAACAGCCAACGUGAAAGAGUUGGAGUCACUGUGGUACCCGUGAGGAAUAACAUUAGAGAACAGUUGGUUCAUCAGAACCAAACUACAUGACUAGUGUCUCUGAGUAGCCCGACACUAAAGGUCACCAGACACUAAGGGUCCUGAAGCUCUCCACCGUCUUGAGCUUGUGGCAUCGGUUUAUUGUGAGCCCUAGAGGUGUGCUGCUGUGCAGGCUGCAGGACUCUCUCCAAAGUUACUCAGGAUAACCACAAAAACUUACAUGCUGCCUUUAGAGGACUUUGCCACAUUGGGCCCCUAGCAUCAUUUUGACAGAUCUUUUCCUUCCCCUUUCCUAUUUUUUUCCUGAGUUAAUUGUCUUUUACCAUACCUCAUGGGUUGCAUUGGUCAGUUUAAUUCCCUGUCUCCUCCUAGGGCUAUCCAGCAUGUAGGCAGGGGUCUGCAAGGGACACAAUUUGCAGCUGGGCGACCAGCCUCCGAAGCUCAUCGCAAGUAAUGGCCUGCAAAUAUCGUUAUCAAGCACUAGAAAACAGGGAACCCAUGCAACUGGAGCCUAUAGGAUUUCCAAAGAGGAAGCUCUAGCCACUUUACAAAGGUCGGAUGACCUUCAGUCAGCCAGUGAGCUCUGGCAAUGGCGGAGGAGUGGGCAUUGUCUGAAGAAAGGGCUGUUGAGUUUUUCUGCUUCAUCUCUAGUGAAGUCCUCUUGUAUAGUCGUGCUGUCAGAGUCCUCUAGGUACUGCUGAGUGAUUUAUUAUAAAUCAGUGAGCUCCAGCACAGGGUACUCAGCCUAGGGGACAGGUGAUGGGGGCAUCACACACCUGGUGGUAGGUUUGCUUUGAGUCUGUGAUGCUCUGAGACCUCAGAUGUGUCUUCCAUUCUCCACUGAAUCGAUCACUAAGUCUUAAGACUCAUUUUCACUGUUUGAGGUUCUGUCUGUUGUCCCAGUUAGGGAACCAGAAAUAUCUUUGAAUACAGUGAUGAUGAAGAGAUUUUAAAUAUGUCUUAAAUAUGUUGCAGGUUGGAGAAUGGAGGGAGAAAAGAUAGGGCCAUUUAUCUAUUUACUUAUUCAUUUUUGGUUUUUGAGACAGGGUCUCACUAUGCAUCUCUGGUUGUCGUGGAACUCUUGUGUAGAGCAGGCUUACUUGGAACUCAAGAGAUAACACCACCUCUCUCUGCCUCCCAAGUGCUGAGAUUAAAGGUGUGAGCUACCAUGCCCUGCAUAUAAGGCCAUUUUUUAACUGACAACUCUUAAGCCAGAAAAGGAGGAGGAGAAAGAACUUCUUAGGGACAGUGUGGCUUCUCUUGAUGUCUUUAGACCAGUGGUGUUAUAACGAGGGUUACCUAGAGCUCAGUGUAGUAUUGAGGAACAUUCAAACUCCUAAUUUUUUUUUUUUUUUAGCUUCAAUGGGGUAGUAUUUCAGAUGGUAUCUUGAGGUUUCCAAGGAUACUGGAGACUCAAAUAUCAUCUCACACUAUGCUGUCUGAGACAAGGGAAAGUAAUCCCAGCAUUUGGAAGCUAGAAGCAGGUGGAUCAGAAUUUCAAGGGCUACACAGCAAGUUUGAGACUAGCCUGAGGUACAUGAGACUUAGUCUCAGGAAGGAAGAAAAAGACAAACCUUGAAACUAAGAAAGACUCUUCCUUCUGAAACCUUUAAAUAAAAGACCAAGUUUGUGCCUGGACUACCAUUCCCUGAAAUCUCAUCCUGCUGACCCGGAAGGCCUACCUAGCAGAGGUUCCAGGCACUUCAAUGUGUGGUUGGCUUCCUCUGGGCCUUGUCAUGGCCCUGUCAGUGUGAGGGUACUUAUGGCUGCCAAGGGCCAUAAGGUUUUGUUUUGUCUUCAUUUGCAAUAAGGUUUCACUGUGGAGGGCAGGGGAGCCUGCAUCUCACUAUAUAGCUGAGGGUAGCCUCAAACUUGUGAUCUUCCUGCCUUAGCCUCUUUGGUGCUGGGUCUGUCUCUAGUCAUGAAUCAUCAUACCUGGAUAAGAAAGGAGAACUUUUAUAGACAUAGGUGAGGUAUAAUUAUUGCAGUCGUGGAAAACAGAAUGAAGUCCCUCAAAAAGUCUAUUUGGCAGCUGGGUGUGGUGGUGCAUGCCUUUAAUCCUAGCGCUCAGGAGGCAGAGGCAGAAAGAUCUCUAUGAGUUCGAGGCCAGCCUGGUCUACAAAGUUACAGGACAGCCAGGGCUGUUACACAGAGAAAUCCUGUCGUGGGGGGAAAAAAGGUCGAUUUGGCAUAUGACCCUGUUUAGCCUCACUGCUGAGUACAUACCCAAAGGGGAAGGAGGUCUGAAGUGACACCUGCACAUGUUUGCUGGGGCACUACUCACAGCUAAGGGAGGGGGAAGAAGUCUCAAGAACAGAAAAGGGAGUGGUGGUGCUACAGCCAAAUGCUUGCUGCUCUUGUACAGGACCAGAGUUCAGUGGACUGGUGACACACAUCUGCUUGUAACUGCAGCUCUCGAGGAUCGAUGCCCUGUCUGACCUCUGCAUGGCAGGACCUAGGCCAGUAGUGCUGAGCGGGCCAUCAGGGGCAGGGAAGAGCACUCUGCUCAAGAAGUUGUUCCAGGAACAUGGCAGUGUCUUUGGCUUCAGCGUAUCCCACACUACAAGGAACCCACGACCUGGCGAAGAAGAUGGCAAAGAUUACUACUUUGUGACCAGGGAGAUGAUGCAGCGUGAUAUUGCAGCAGGGGACUUCAUUGAGCAUGCUGAGUUCUCAGGGAACCUGUAUGGGACAAGGUCUUUGCUGGGAUCCACUGGACUUCUGCCCUUCCCUGCUCCCAGCAAGGAAGCCGUCCGGGCUGUGCAGGCCAUGAACCGCAUCUGCGUGCUAGAUGUCGACCUACAAGGAGUGCGCAGCAUCAAGAAGACUGAUCUGCAUCCCAUCUACAUCUCUGUGCAGCCUCCCUCGAUGGACGUGCUGGAGCAACGACUGCGGCAGCGCAACACUGAGACUGAGGAGAGCCUGGCAAAGCGGCUGGCAGCUGCACAGGCAGACAUGGAGAGCAGCAAGGAGCCUGGCUUGUUUGACCUGGUGAUCGUCAAUGACAACCUGGAUGAAGCCUAUGUUACACUGAAGCAGGCACUGUCUGAGGAAAUCAAGAAAGCUGAGGGAACUGAACAUGCCUGAGGGCCUGCUUUAUUCCACAGAGUGAUGCCUGUGGUCUAAAUCUGCCUGGAUUAUGAGGUGGGGGGAACUUUGCCAGGGCACCAAGGACUUGUAGUAGGCUUCCACUGUGGAGUAGAAGGAGCUACCCCUUGUCUGGCCACAAGGUGGCUCUGCACCCUGGGCUGGCUUGCUGAGGCCCAAUGACUCCGAAGAAGAGUACCCACAUCUAUUCUCCCUGGGCUAUUUGUGUUCCUCUCCGUUCCUCCUGCUGGAGCGGGACUGACAUUCUAAUAAAGUAAUUACUGAGUUGUAGUGUCA